AUGGUAAAUGGGGUAACAAGACCUGCCUCUGAUGCGUGCUUAGACCAUAUUUAUUCUAGUCAUCCUGCUAGAAUUAGAGAAGUAUCCAUAGGUAAAUCUGGACUUUCCGAUCACCUUCCGGUCACCAUCUUGAGGUGCUACAAAACCAUGGAUGCACAACGUAAACAACAUUCCAAAAUCAAAUACAGAAAUAUCGACAAAAUCAACAAAGAGUGCUUUCUGCGAGACCUCAGAGAAGCCCCUUGGGAUAUCUCCUUUGUUUUUCGAGAUGCCGAUGACAUUGUUGAAUCUUGGUACAAAAUCUUUAAUGACAUUCUUGAUAAUCACGCACCUUUAAAGUCCAAGAGUGUGAAGAAAAUCAAUCAGCCAAAAUGGUUCACUAAUGAUCUAUACAACGAAAUAAAUAAACGCGAUAAUCUUCUAAAGAGGGCCAGGAGAACACAAAAUAAGCAAGAUUGGUCUGCUUUUUAA
Pocillopora meandrina is the source of this 471-nucleotide messenger RNA. Lineage: Eukaryota; Metazoa; Cnidaria; Anthozoa; Scleractinia; Pocilloporidae. The record is from the annotation of a GenBank genome assembly.